UUUCAUCUCCUUUCUCCUUUCUCUUUCAUCUGAUGCGCGUUCCUCUUUUUUCUUCUCCAAGCCAAAGCAAAUCCACCGAACAACAUCCACCACCACACCACUGCCGGCGAGCCGCGACCACUCUUCUCCUUCUCCAUCCAUCACCGCCGCACCCCCUCAAUCUUCUGUAUUGAUUCUUUAGUUUAGAGAGCUAUCUCCAUCCAUCUCUCUCCACAAACCCUAAUUGUUGUAACUUGUAAGUGCAUACACAAUUGGCCCUUCUCAUUAGAGAGACCACAAUGUAAUUUACAAACCAGACUAAAAGGAAAACAAAGCGCAUUCAAGGCGCCAAACGACGUCGUUGGUAAAUAAUCUUCUUCUCCCACUGAAGGCGCGAAGCAGAACACUUGUACCUUGGUGUGUUGCAGGAAUCACCAAUUUCUGUGUAAUGGGAAGUAAAGAUGGAGGAGAUCCAUUCAAAGGAGUGGAUUGGAAAGCCGUUGGCGGUGAGAUGCAGCAAAACCCUAAUGUCAAACCAACUAUUGCAAAACGACUCCCCAAGAAAGUUAGGAACAUACCAGACCACUAUUUCCUUCCCAGAUAUCCAUUAUCACACACUUUGUUGUUCUGUGGUGCCUGUAUUGCCGCUGGAGUUGGUGCCGGUAUGCUAGUAGAAACCUGGAUCGACAAGAAAGUUAAAGAGGAUGGUGGGGUGAUAUGGGAGUUUGACAAAUAAACUCUAGAUUUUUUUUCUUCUGGUACGACCAAUGUCACAUGACUGCCUCUCCAGAACUCCAGUCACAGAUUGAUCUCCACUCAAACUUAGCUACAGUUAUUAGCUUAACAAACAAGCGUGAUUUUAUAAGUUGUCAAUUCUUCCUUAGGAUCUGUUUUGCGAAAUAAUUUUUUUAACAUGUAACCCCUAAAGGCAACUAGAUGUGACAUGAUUUGCGGUUUAAAUUUACUCCUAUUUAAUCAUUUAUGACCCUGAUUUUGCUGAUUACGAUUUUUUGUUUUUGUUUUGACAAA
Messenger RNA from Medicago truncatula (barrel medic), 1008 nucleotides. RefSeq lists its product as uncharacterized. The transcript is spliced from 4 exons. Bases 428 to 715 code for a protein of 95 amino acids. Lineage: Eukaryota; Viridiplantae; Streptophyta; Magnoliopsida; Fabales; Fabaceae. The record is from RefSeq and is a predicted model, not a curated record.